AUGGCCACAAAGUUUACAAAGGAGAGCUUUCUACAAUUAUGGAAGGACGAAUUACUUCCUAGUAUUCACAAGAAGAUUCAAGAAGAGUUAAAACCGAUCUUAAAAGACAUUAACGACGUUAAAGGUAAAUGCGACGAAAUUGAAAAGUCUCAAAAAUUCUUGGCAGAUCAGUAUGAUAGUAUUAUGAUAUUACUUCAAACGACCAAGAAACAAAUCUCUGGUCUUAAACAAAGCACCAACCAAAAUAAAGCGAAGAUCGAUCAGCUGGAGAAGUUAUCGAACGAUCAAAAUGCUAUUAUAGAUGAACUACAGCAAUACAUUCGACGGGAUUGCAUCGAAGUAACAGGGGUACCAUUAACACCCGAUGUGAAUGCAAAACAAAUAAUUGUUGAAAUUGGACAGCUGAUGGGGAUGGAGUUAACCGAGCAUCAUGUAUCUACUACACAUCCACUGCCAGCAACAAAGAAUAUAAAAAACAGACUGAUAGUUAAGUUUGUUCAUAGAGAUGUAAAAGAUGAAUUCUAUAAGAAGAGGAAAAUGAUAGCGGCCAAAACGACGAAGGACUUGCCGUCUGCAUGCUGCUCGGAAUGGCUCUAUUUAUCAGAAGAUUCAUAUUAA
Messenger RNA from Paramuricea clavata, 618 nucleotides. The record is from the annotation of a GenBank genome assembly. NCBI's taxonomy places the organism in Eukaryota, Metazoa, Cnidaria, Anthozoa, Malacalcyonacea, Plexauridae.